Callorhinus ursinus (northern fur seal) is the source of this 779-nucleotide messenger RNA. RefSeq names its product selenoprotein M (gene SELENOM). The record is from RefSeq and is a predicted model, not a curated record. Gene Ontology annotation, molecular function: oxidoreductase activity. Lineage: Eukaryota; Metazoa; Chordata; Mammalia; Carnivora; Otariidae. Gene Ontology annotation, cellular component: endoplasmic reticulum lumen.
ACCUGUGGGGGAUGACAGCUGAAUCGGCUGAAGGAGGUGAAGGCCUUCGUCACCCAGGAUAUCCCUUUAUAAUAGGGACGACAAAUGGUUUUCAUCUGACAAGUGGAAUUGAUUGAUAGUGACUGCCCAGAGAAUUCCUAGGUGGAAGGCAAGAGAAAUUGACUACUGAUGACCGCCACAGACACGGGAACGGAGAAGAGAGCCCUUUACUUCUCUGAACUCUAAUUUCCUCACGUGUAAAUGGGGGAAUCCCUGCCCUACCUGGGCAAAAGAGGCAGUGCUGUUCACCUGCUGUUCAUAGGUGGGAAACCCCACCAGCCUCAGGCCACCACUACACACCUUAACAACUCCAGUCACAACCUGGUAAUGAAACACCUUCCAGGGGCCGACCCAGAGCUCGUCCUGCUGGGCCACCGCUACGAAGAACUGGAGCGAAUCCCACUCAGCGAAAUGACCCGCGAGGAGAUCAAUGAGCUGGUGCAGGAGCUCGGCUUCUACCGCAAGGCGGCGCCCGACGAACCUGUUCCCCCUGAGUACCUACCGGCGCCGGCCAAGCCCGCCGAAGGCGCUCCGGACCGCCCUGACCUUUAGGUCCGGGGACGCCGGCCCACCUCCUCCCCCGCCUGAGCCCUGGGGACAGAAUGAAGCGCCCAGCGUCCCGGGAGCACCUCCCUCGCUGAGGGCCGACGCCUCGUCCCUGAGCCGGCAGAGAUGGAGUUGGGGUUUCCUCCUAACCCCUUUCUUCCCUACCCAGCUCAAUUAAAUCCUCUUCCGCCUUA